UUCAUAGUAAAGGACUUCCCAGUGCAGAGAACUGCCUGGCUGGUGUGAGGAGCAGCCGGGACCACAGAGGUGGUGGAGAGAUGUCCCUCAUCUGCAACCAGCUUUCCGUCGUGAACCCAACCUUGGAUUCAAAUGCCAGCUGUUUCAAAUUAGAAUGAAAAUCCUGCUUGUGUGGCAGAGUUCAAACAGGGCCUAGGGGUACAAACAAGAAAGGGAUGGGUGUAGCCGCCAGAGGUGUGAGCAGAGCCCAUCCACCCCACGUGGUCACCCUCUCCCGGGUGACCAGUGAUUUCCAUCCGUCAGCAUUCACCUCCCUCUUCCUCCAACAUGUGCCAGGAAGAGGCCCCGGCCUGGCUGUUCUGAGGACCAGCUGAACACCACGAGGGUCUGCCCUGAGGGCCUCAGCCCCAUUCCUUGCCAAGCCCCACCGGCCUGAUCUGGCCCAGCCUCCUCAGAGGCCAGGGUGGAAGCUGGAACCACAGGCAGGACAGGACUCGCUGUUUGGUGGGGGAAGCCCUCAGGGAGCCAGGAGCCAGGAGGUUAUCCCCUUCUUUAGGCUCACACAAGGGGGUGACCGGUACACCCUCCGGUAUGGACAUCAGAUCAUUGUCAAAGGGAUGUUUCUUCCGUCCGGUGGAAACAGGUUUGAGGUAAACUUUCAAACGGGCUUAAGUGACAAAGACAUUGCCUUCCACUUCAGCCCUCGGUUUGAAGAGGGCGGGUAUGUGGUCUGUAACACCAAGCAGAAAGGACGCUGGGAGCAGGAACAGAAGAUGAAUAUAAAUCCCUUCCAGAUGGGAGUUCCUUUUGUGAUCAGCUUCCUGGUGGAGAACUCUGGAUUCCAGGUGAAGGUGAAUGGAAACUUCUUUAUGAACUACAUACACCGCGUGCCCCACCACCGAGUGGACACCAUCUCCUUCACCGGUGGUGUGGAGGUGACACAGAUCAGCAUCGAGGACACCUGUGCAGUCCCUGCCCAGAGGAUGAUCUCUGAGGGUCAGCCCGACACCAGUCCUUGUGUCUCACUUGAGUCCAAAGAGCAGAAACCAAAACCUCCAAGUUACUGGCAGGCCACCGCAUCUCCCAUUAUGCAAAAGGUCAUCCUUGGACACAUUUGCCCUAAUCCUUAUUCCCCCCGGAAGGCGUACUCCAGCCCCCCUGGGGACCACACUCUUGAAACAGCAAACCCCUUCCUUUAAAUUAGCCAAUCGAGAAAGACUGUGUGUGCGCCUGAGCUCCAAUCAAGAGCAAAGGACAGAUCACAUGCGUUGGGGAUUAUAAAGCUGAGUAGACCCCCUGGUUGAUGUGCACGGGCUUCCAGACCAUGUGUGUGCACCCUUCUGCAUAGAAGUAAAGAUGUUUGUCUUGCU
Molecule: messenger RNA, 1370 nt
Organism: Myotis brandtii (Brandt's bat)
Lineage: Eukaryota; Metazoa; Chordata; Mammalia; Chiroptera; Vespertilionidae
Product: galectin-9
Exons: 9
Coding region: 618-1199 (193 amino acids)
Molecular function (GO): carbohydrate binding
Source: RefSeq, a predicted model, not a curated record